Messenger RNA from Ananas comosus (pineapple), 5552 nucleotides. Its product is annotated as disease resistance protein RGA2-like. The coding region runs from base 182 to 3832 and encodes 1216 amino acids. Gene Ontology annotation, molecular function: ADP binding. The transcript has 3 exons. Lineage: Eukaryota; Viridiplantae; Streptophyta; Magnoliopsida; Poales; Bromeliaceae. The record is from RefSeq and is a predicted model, not a curated record. Gene Ontology annotation, biological process: defense response to other organism.
AUUUUCUCCCCUCUUCCGAGAAGAAUACAAGAAAGUACUUUUCGUGGAUCUUUCUUUGAUGCCUGCGCGCCAUUGUAUCUAUCUACUCGGCUGAUUGUUUCGACAUCUCGCUUUCCUCAUCCUCUAAUUUAUGCACUCUCGGUGUUUCAUCAAUUUGGCCUGAGUGGUGGUGAAGCCGAAUAUGGCUUUAACCUUCAUAGCCGAAACGGCGGCGACGGUGAUCAUCGAGAAUCUUGUCAGCAGGUGCUUUUCCUACCUCGAGGCGUGCCCGGCAGCUGGCGGCAUGCAGGACGAGCUCGAACAGCUGCAGCACGCCCUUCCGCAGGUCCAGGCAGUCUUGACUGCGGUCGAGGAGGGUGCGCCGGUCGUGGUGCGGAAGACGGCGCUGGAUACGUGGCUGUGGCAGCUUAGAGACGCCGUGGAGAACGCGGAGGACGUGCUCGACGAGCUCGACUACUACGAGUUACAGAAGACUGACAAGGUGCGUGGUAUUCUAUCUGACCGCAUGAGAAUGUCUGAUAGUUUCGUUAAUGGUAUCUUUAGCGAUGACACACUGAAGCGGUUGAGGGAGGCCGUCAAGGGGCUGGGUCGGGUCAUUGCCGAUAUGGGCUCACUCCUUCAUCUCGUUACUGGGUUUUAUGGCCCCGGCGCUAAGAGUCAGAAACUCGAGGAAAUUAAGAAUGCUCGCGAGACUAGCUCCUUGUUGACCGAAAGUGAGGUGCUCGGACGAGAGGAGGAGAGGGACCUAAUAGUUGAAUGGCUGAUCAAACCAGGAGAUGCUGACAUCGAUCUCUCUGCUUUUACAAUUGUUGGUAUGGGUGGGCUCGGGAAGACUACUCUUGCUCAACUAAUAUGUCAUGACAAAAGAGUGCGAGAGUACUUCGACCUGAUUAUGUGGGUUUGCGUUUCUCAGGAUUUUGAUGUAACUGUGAUAACAAGAAAGAUUUUACAAUGUAUGAGUAAUGUGAAUUUUGGUGACAAGGGUCUACAUGUACUCCAUGAAAAUCUUAAACGAAAACUAACGUCGAAGAGGUUUUUGCUCAUACUAGAUGAUGUUUGGAACGAUGAUAAAAUGGCGGAGUGGGAGAAAUUGGUUGCUCCUUUGAAAUUCGGACAGAGAGGAAGCAAGAUCCUGUUGACAACUCGGAUGGGUUCAGUUGCGGAUAAGGCGGCAAAAGUGAUGAAAUGCAAGCGGGAACCAUUAAAUCUAAAUAAGUUGGAGGAGAGCGACUGUAUGUCGCUUUUCAAUAAGCAUGCGUUCCUCGGUGUGCGCCCUCAUGAUUAUAAAAACCUGCAGUUGAUCGGCGAGCAGAUAGUGAAGAAACUUGGAGGAAGCCCAUUGGCAAUAAAGAUCAUGGGAGGAAUACUGAAUUCCUGCAUGGACUAUGAAUAUUGGAAGAAAAUCUUGGAAGAAGACAUCAUGAAAUUACAACAAGGAAAGGACGGCAUCAUGACAAUUUUGAGAUUAAGCUACGAUCACUUGCCCGCAAACUUACAACUCUGCUUUAGAUAUUGCAGUUUAUUUCCGCAGGAUCAUGUGUUUAAGAGGAAAACAUUGGUCAAUAUGUGGAUUGGUUCGGGUCUGAUUCCACAAUCUAUUUGUGGCAGGCAAAGGCAGCCAGAGGAUAUCGGAAAGGAGUAUUUAAAUCUUCUGACAAGAAAAUCAUUCUUUACAUGCAAAACCAGCGAUAAUAUGUUGAAAAUUACUAAAGAGUAUUUUAUGCACGAUCUGCUCCAUGACCUAGCACAAUCAGUUUCUCUAGGAGAAUGCAUCAGAAUAGGAGGUGACGUCGUAGGAAUUACUAUUCCACGAACAGUUCGACAUUUAUCUAUUGAAAUGGUCAAUCUUCUUUCCAUCAGAGCGAUCUCCAAUCUUAAGAACGUGCGCACUCUAAUCAUUUCUGUUAAAGAGUAUAAUAAGCAUAAUGCACUUCAUGUACCUGAAUUUAUGAAGAUUAUAAAAGGGUUUAAAAAGUUACGCUUAUUGAUCUUAGAUGUGAAUAUUAUUAACACUUAUAAACUGCUUGAUGCACUUAGUAGCUUGAUACACCUCCGCUACCUAUCUCUUUCACUGGAGGAUGUUGUGGAUGAAAGUAUUAAAUAUGAUGGCUUGACCAAUGAAAGUAUUGAAUAUGAUGGCCUGACCAACUUGGUCAAUUUGCGUUCAUUACAUGUUCCCUAUCUCGUGACAAACAAUAUUCCUUAUAUUAGCAAACUACCCUUCAUCCGCAAAUUAGAAGAUUUUUUUGUCCGAGAGGAGAGUGGCUACAAAAUCAGCGAACUAAAGAACCUAAGAGACCUUCGUCAUCUUCACAUUAGUGGACUUAGAAAUGUGAGGAGUCCUGAAGAAGCCAUUGAGGCCAAUCUAAAUGAGAAAAAACAUCUCAAAUCACUAUCAUUGGAUUGGUCCACAUACCGCUCCAAUAGCGCAGAGGCAGAUGAACAGCUCCUCGAUAACCUUUGCCCUCAUAUCAAUCUCAAGAAAAUGCACAUCGAACAAUACCAAGGUGCUAAAUCUCCAUGCUGGAUGACAGGUCUGUCGCUCAUCAAUUUGACAUCUAUCAAACUGAUGCACUGUAAACGAUGGGAGCACCUCCCGCCUCUUGGGCAGUUUUCUUCGCUCCAACUUCUUUUCUUGUGGGGACUGCAUGCAAUAAAGCAAAUGGAUUGUUCAGUCUUUGGAAGCAGUAGUGGAUGUGCCUUUCCAUCAUUGAAGCACUUAUGGUUACGGGAUAUGCCUAACUUGGAGGAGUGGAUUGGAAUUGAUGAUAGGUGCAUUUUUCCUCAACUUCAUUCUAUGUAUAUUGCUGAUUGCCCUAAUUUGAGAGGAAUUCCUACUCUGCAUUAUGGUCUAAGAGAUUUGCAUAUUUCUAAUGUCGGAUUGACCGCUUUUCCAACAAUAAAUCAAGAUUCCGCAAACAACAAUCAGCAAGAACAUUUUCAGGCUCUUGAGAGGUUGGUCAUCGGACAAUGUGAGAAGCUCGAAUAUUUUCCAACAGAUUUUUUUGGGAAAUUCAAUGCCAUAAAAUCCCUGUGUGUAGAGAAGUGUCCGAAGUUGACAAAACGUGGGAUCUCAGACAUCCAAGUGCCCUCUGUACUCGGUGAUCUCACAAUUGGGUCAUGUGGCGACCUUGAGGCGCCAUUGCUGUGGUCAGCGAAUUUAACCUCUCUUACUGAGUUGAAAUUAUUCGAUUGUGCAAGGAUAGCAUCCCUUCCCCCAGCACAAGUGUGUGCACGAUGGACGAUGCUUUCCCGUCUAAUGAUAAAGAACUGCAAAGAACUGUCAUCAUUUGGCGGAAUACAAGCUCUCAUAUCCCUCCGAUAUUUAGAUAUUGAAGGGUGUGACAAGCUAAUUGAAGUUGCCCUGCUGCUGCAGCCUCCGUUCCCAAACGAUGUCGGCCGAAAAAAGAAUGCUGCAGGACUGGACUGCUUUUUGAAGAAUGGCAGACUAUCAAUUGACCACCACGCGCUCCUGCUCAUGGAGCCAUUGAGAAGUCUGACCUUCGUCAGUGUUUUCUAUUUCAAUCCCGCUUCGCAACCCACCAGCUUACCUGAGGAAUGGCUACUGCAAAAUCACGCUGCCCUCGAAAAGAUAAUCAUAUCGGGCGCAUGCUCCCUUCAGUCCCUACCCCGGAGCAUGACAAAAUUGUGCUCCCUCGAGUUUUUGGAAGUGUGGAAUGCUAACCUCAUCCAGUCACUUCCAGAUCUGCCUAAUUCCCUACAUACUCUACGCCUCAACUGCUGUCACCCUGUGUUGAAGGAGCGAUGCCAAGAGAAUAUAGGCCUUGAUUGGCCCAAGAUUGCCAACAUCCGUUAUCUGAGGAUUGCAUAGCAUUAUUUGCAGAUCGUGAUGAUGAUGCAUAUUAAUUGGGUGAUGAUGCAUAUUGUACGUACAUUGUUAGAUGUGACUUGAAAUUGAUAAUCGACUUCAGUUCGGGGUUUCGACUUGCCGGCAGUUUCGCGGUGCGGCCAAAUUGGAAAAUAAAGUUGUGAAGGAAAAAUGAAUAUCUGUGGUGGAUAGCAGAGGGCUCGGGCCAACCCGCGGUACGGAUCGGAUCCGAAACCGUUAAGAGUUUCCUUUUCAUUUUUGCCCUAAAGGCGAUAGAUCAUGGUCGGUUGUAUCUUGAACAUUGUAUUUCCCUUUUUCGACAGUGAAGUUCUCUCCUCCCUCGCCCGUGGUUUUUCCCUGCAAAGAGGUGUUCCAUGUAAAUCUGUGUGUUCUUCUUUUUCUGCUAGUGGUUUGUUUAUUUCGUGUUCGUCAUUUUCGUUUUCCGUUUGUGCGUUUGUCAUAACAUACACUUUACCGCCCUUCACCUCGCCCAUGCUACCCUUUGUCAUUGAUGCAAUUCAUCCUGGUCUUAAUGAACAAGUUCUCAUUCAAUCCUAACAAGUUUAUCUCAUUUGUUACAGGUUUACUUCCUUUUUUUCUGGACACUGCUCUUUUUUGGAUAAUGCAAGAGCAGCCAGGUUCAUAUUUAACUUAGCAGACUCGAAAGAAUUUAUACUUUUCACCCUUAAUUUACAGUUUGGAUACUGGUCAGUUGUUACAUCUAUCUUGCUAGGCCUGAAUAUUGAAGCAAUGGAUUAGUCAUGUAAGACAAACAAUGCAAUGAUUAUUAUAAAUAUAUGUUGCCCCAGUAAUUACUUAAUUUCUACAAUUAAACAUGACUAGCUAGUUGUCCAGUAAUUCUUUCCAGGGGAAAUUAGAGAAGCGCGACAAAGCAUUCGAGUUGUUUCAAGGAAUUAAGGAUUAGGACAUCCUUCGUCUUACUGCGUGCAUGUGUUCUUCUAUUUUCUUGGUGCAGGUUUAGAGAAAGACUCCAUGUAAUAUUGCAUUUUCUUUCUUUUUAUUUUCUAUUGCCAGAUGAGUACUUGAAAAUGUUUAAGAAAGAAAUUAUCCUCUUUUGGAGCAAAUUAAGAGGUUAAGCUUAAAUGCUUCAACUCUGUUUCCCCUCACUUUUUCUGCAUUUAUCCGAAAGAUAUUUUAAUAUUGUUUGAUUCAUGUAAAAGUAGCAAACCUCAUCGCAUGGUGAGCUUGUUUUGUUUGUGUAUUAUCUGAUGAAGUUGCUGAGCUUCUUUGAAGUAGCUUAAAAACCUAAUUUGGAAACUGCUUAUUUCAAACUAUGUUUAUUUAGCAGCAUAACAAGCAUCCAGAUUAAGCUUGUGAACUUAAUUUCUGCAGUAUAAAUUAUACAUUAAGUUUUGUUAAACUUAUUUUAAGUUUCUAGUGCAGGUUUCAUCGACAUCUGGAGUAAAUUUGGUAGGCGUGCUCCGUCGAAAAGACUCGGUCAGACUCUUUGUAAAAGGAAAAUGACGGCUACACUGGAGGCGGCAUGAACUCGCAACCAUAUUCUGCAGCUACCAUAUUUUAAUCUCUUUAUCAGAUUUUUUUUAAAAAAUUUAUUUUCCUAAUGCAUUGAAGACAGAAAAACACAUUCGGAACCGAACCAUUUCGGUAAUUGUUGCUCAUGUUCAGUUCAGUCUUCAAUCUGUAUAAGUUUUGUUUUCAUUCGGAUUUUUCGAACAAUGCAUUUCAAUGUACCUUUUCUGUC